AUGGCUGACGCCUCCAAGUUGCAUCCUGCAACUACCGUCACCAAUAUCAAAUCAUGCAUUCUUAUUGUGCUUGACUACGAAGGAAGCCAAUACAAUAACUGGGCUACCCUCUUCAAGCUCCAUUGUCGUGCAAAUUUAGUGAUCAACCACAUCCUACCUCUUGCCUCCCCCACCGUGCCACCACCGGCAACUGCAGUCGAAAAACUUGCUGCUAAGGCCCUAUGGGAACGGCUAGAUGACAUUGUUUGGCAAUGGAUAUAUGGUACGAUAUCGAAUGAUCUUCUCAACAUGAUCAUUCAUCAAGAGGACACCGCAGCCGAGGCUUGGGACCGCCUUGUUCAUCUCUUUCAGGACAACAAAUCGGCUAGGGCUCUUGCUCUUAAUGCAAAAUUCACCAACACCAAAUUGGUGGAUUUUCCAAAUGUGAAAGCAUACUGCACCUGGCUGAAUGUUCUUGCAGACAACCUUGCCAACGUCGGUCACAAAGUUUCCGAUGAACGACUUGUGCUUCGUCUUCUGCGAGGGUUGUCGGAGGAAUAUAAAACUUUUCGCACGACGGUGCAGCAUCGUACUCCUCUCCCAUCUUUUGACGUUGUCAGGUCAAUACUUGAGCUUGAGGAAGAUAGCCAUGCCGAGGACGUCAUUCACGACUCCGGCUCGAAUGCUACUCUUGUUUCCCACAAUGUUAAUCCUCAGAAUUUCUCAAGAAAUGGACAUCCCAAUAAUUUUGAAAAAUAA
This is a messenger RNA of Lycium barbarum (goji berry), 738 nucleotides long. RefSeq lists its product as uncharacterized. The coding region runs from base 1 to 738 and encodes 245 amino acids. Lineage: Eukaryota; Viridiplantae; Streptophyta; Magnoliopsida; Solanales; Solanaceae. The transcript has a single exon. The record is from RefSeq and is a predicted model, not a curated record.